AUGGCGCUCCCCUUACCGCCAGGACUGACGCCGGCCGAAGUCACAUUCCUAUGCGAAAUGGAACUCGUGACCGUGAUACCACGCCAACGCCUCGAGAGCCUCGACCUGCUAGGAGGUCCCACACCGCCCCUCACCCCACCCCACCGCGCCGACAUCCCCCUCUGGCUCGCCCUCCUCCUCAAACGCCAACGCCGCGCCAACAUCCUCCCCCCGCCCUGGCUGCACCCGGCCUCGCUCGCCGCCAUCCUCGAGUUCGAAACCGAGCACUCCCCCGACGCCUUCUCCCCGCCACCACCCCUCCCUCCAACAACAACAACAACAACAACCACACCCACACCCACCAACCGCCUCCCCACAACGACAACAACAACAACCUCCACCCCCCUCCCCACCUCCCCGCCCUUCCUCCCCACCGCCACCUCCACCUCCCCCCCCACCGCCCUCCCAUACCACUGGCUCGAGCUCGGCGAAAUCCUGCUCGACGCCGCGCCCGACGACUUCCACCACCACCACAGCAGCACCAGCGACGACGGCAGCGGCGGCGGCAGCAGCAGCAGCGGUGGCGCCAACACGGUCCGCCGCCUGAUGCGCGACCUGCGCGAGGUGCGGCUGGCGAAGCUGCGGGCGGGCGUGGACGUGCUGGACGCGGGCGGCGGGGUGCGGAUGAACGGGGUGGGCGGGAUGGAGGUGGCCGAGGGGCGGGGGUUCAUCGGGGGCGUGGUGGACGGCCUGAGGCGGAUCGGGGCGAGCAGGGAGGGGGCGAGGAGGGAGAGGGAGGGGGAGGGGGAGGGGGAGGAGGCGGAGAGGGGAAUAGGAGGAAGGACGGGGAUGGGGAGGACGGGUGGUAGUGGUGGUGGUAGUGCGGGGUAUUAUGACGAUGAUGAUGAUGAGAUGGAUUUGUGA
Messenger RNA from Diplodia corticola, 903 nucleotides. RefSeq names its product dna replication complex gins protein psf2. NCBI's taxonomy places the organism in Eukaryota, Fungi, Ascomycota, Dothideomycetes, Botryosphaeriales, Botryosphaeriaceae. Gene Ontology annotation, cellular component: nucleus; GINS complex. The transcript has 2 exons. Gene Ontology annotation, biological process: DNA replication; double-strand break repair via break-induced replication. The record is from RefSeq and is a predicted model, not a curated record. The coding region runs from base 1 to 903 and encodes 300 amino acids.